Messenger RNA from Acinonyx jubatus (cheetah), 9700 nucleotides. RefSeq names its product phospholipase C like 1 (inactive) (gene PLCL1). Lineage: Eukaryota; Metazoa; Chordata; Mammalia; Carnivora; Felidae. The coding region runs from base 5037 to 8183 and encodes 1048 amino acids. Gene Ontology annotation, molecular function: phosphatidylinositol-4,5-bisphosphate phospholipase C activity. The transcript is spliced from 6 exons. The record is from RefSeq and is a predicted model, not a curated record. Gene Ontology annotation, biological process: lipid metabolic process; intracellular signal transduction.
AGAGAGAGAGAGAGAGAGCGAGCAAACAAGGGAGGGGCAGAGAAAGAGAGGGAGACACAGAAUCCAAAGCAGGCUCCAGGCUCUCAGGUGUCAGUACAGAGCCUGAUGUGGGGCUUGGACUCACAAACCACGAAAUCAUGGCCUAAACUGAAGUUGAUGCUUAAUGGACUGAGCCACCCAGAGGCCCCCCCCCCCGCCUUUUUAAAAAAAGAUUAUUUAUUUAUUUUGAGAGAGAGAGAGCAAGGAGGGGAGGGGCAGAGAAGAGAGGGAGAGAGAGAGAAUCCCAAGCUGGCUCUGCAUUGUGGAGCCUGAUGCAAGUCUUGAACUCACUAACUGUUAAGAUCAUGACCUUAGCCGAAAUCCACAGUUGGAUGCUCAAUCAACUGAGCCACCCAGGCACUGCUUAUUUCUUGAUAGUUUCCUUAAUCAAAUUCAACCAACAGAUGAAUUAAAGAGUAGGAUUUAGAAUAUCUGUAACUUUAGAGUAUGUCUUUUGUUUGCCUUGACUACACUUAUCCUGUCUGUCAUUGGAUUUGAAUGCCUUCUGGUGUGUGGAUUCUGUGUUGGCUAGAGAGGUAGCAUAAACAUCUUCUAGGGAAGAGCAAUUAAAAAAUUUAGUAAGUAGUAUCUUGUUUACUGUUGUUCAGUAAAGUCAGUGCCACAGUAUAUUUGCUGUAGGAUUUGCGGGUAGGGGAGGUGGCAACUAAAUUUACACAAGAAUCACACAACUUUUACAUUCAUGUAGCACUUUUGAGUUUAUUCAGAGUCAAAUCCUUCAUUUGAUUCCUGUAACAAUCAUGUGUGAUGGGCAGGGCAGGCCUCAUAGUACCCGUUUUACAAAUGUGAGAAGACGGGCUCAGAGAGGUGAAAUGAUUUGCCCAAGGUCAAAAGCAAGCCAUUGCCAAUGCCUGGUUUAGAGUUCCAUGUAUUAUCCAUCUCAGCAUGCAAAACACAAACUCAAAGUUAGAUGCUUACAUGCUGUAGGUGAGCUGGACUUGAAGUAGCUACUUACUACUGACAUUGUAUGUGUUAAACACAUGUUCAACUUGCAGGAACAAAAAGCUUGACUUAAAGUGGCUUGAACAAAUAAGGGUUCAAUGUUUUCAUAUAACAAGAAGCCUGGAGGUAGGCAGUUACUGGUGCUGGUUCUGCUCUUCAAUGAUUCAGACUCUUUCUGACUUUUUGCUCUGCUGUUCCUGUAUUUAUUGACUUUUGUUCUCAUGCUUAGCACGUGGUUGCAAGAUGGCUGUUCUAGCUUUGGGUAGAAAGCGGAUGGAGUGUGUGCAGUGGGUGUGUGUGUUGGUGGGUGGAUGCUAGUUUCAUCUAUUCCUCUUUUCAGGAAAAAUAAGUUGCCCAGAAAUUCUACUUAAAAAACUUCUGUUUAAGUUGGCUAGAGAGUUGGCCCAUGUCCCUGAGUCCCCUAUACCCUCUUCCACCUUGCAACGAGGCAGGAAAAAAUCAAUGUUUAGCCUUGUCAACCUUAAGAGUAGAGACAGACAAAGGGGAAAGGUAGUCUGCAAUGGGUUUUGAAUGAGUCAACCUACAGUGUCUGUCACAGUCUUACUGUAAUUCCAUUUGGAACAAAGAGCAUUGAGUGAACAUCCCUAUACAUUCCUGUGACUGCAUGAAUUUUGUGAUGUUUGUUUCUGAGUGCUAGGCAGCUUUUUCCUGAUCAUCUCCUGAGAAAGUCAAAUUUAAAUAACACCGAUUUCAUCUUUUUUGGGUGUAAUUACUUUGAGUGCGGGUGUUGGUUGGAGGUUGGGUUGUUUGUUUCUGCUUAGCAUUUCUUUGCUAGCAUAUCUAUUUCGUGAAUUAUUUGUGAGUUACACAUCUACUUUAUCAUCCUUUGUCAACAUUCAUUUUCUGCAUGCUUGUAAAUUAAUAAAGAAGAGGAAUCAACAUGUGUUUCUCAUCUCUAAGAAUGGUUAUAUAGGAUCUGUAGGACUUGCAUUAGGUUGCUUGCUUAGACGAAGUGUAGGCCUGUUCAAGAAGAUACCUUAAAUUGCAGCAAAGUGAUAGAUAGCACUUAUUACUUUUUCCAGUUUAGUGGAGUAGAAAGAGAAGAUUUGGAGUCAGACGGACUAGUGUUAUAGUCCCGGAUCACCUCUGGAACCAGUCCCCUCAGUGAGGGUAACACUGCUCACUCAGAGCUAUGGGGAUUCAUGAUGUGACCAAUAUGAUUGGCAGCACUGUGGGGCUGGGUUAGAGAAGGUGUUUGUUGUGUUUUAGGUCCCCUUUGUCUUUCUAGUUCCUUGGGUCCCCUAUAAUACCCUGGCUUGUUAAACUUGGAAGCAGUUUAUCUAUUUCCCUUGAUAAAAAGGUUUAGUGUUUGUUUCUUACAGAAAGGGGAAGUAAUUAAAAAAUUUUGGCCCACUGGACUUCCCUUCUGAUUCAAUAUGCAGCCAUCAUAUCUAAUGAAAGAACAGCAAGUACCCAAUUAAAUAUCACAGAGUUAUCACGUUGAAGAAAAGAUAUUCUGUAGCCAGGAUAAAAGUGUCCUCAAAAUGGAAUCCAUGCCCUCUUUCCCUAUUCUUCUUUCUCUUCAUCCUGCCCUUCCUUUAUAAGCUAUCUUGAGUCAGAGAAAGGAAAAAGUGCCAUUCUAAGAUGCUUUUGAAAAGAAACCGCUAAUUUGGACGUCUGAAUCUGAAGAGAGAAUAUAGGUAAAUCAAAGAUCAUUUUAAUUUUUCUUUUUGUUGUAUAUUUUUCAUACACGUGUCACCAAAUUUUCAUAUACAGAAAUUCAUCUAAUUCUUGGGGCAUUAGGGUGCCUCAGUUGGUUGAACAUCUGACUCUUGAUUUCAGCGCAGGUCAUGAUCCCAGGGUCAUGGGUUGUAGCCCCAUGUUGGGCUCUGCGAUGUGUGGAGCCUGCUUAAGAUUCUCUCUCUCUGUCUCUCUUUCUCCCUCUGCCCCUCCCCCCCACUCUUUCUUUCUCUCUAAAAUUAAAAAAAAAAAGAAAUUCAUCUAAUUCUUAGUGAAGUCUACUUUCUGACACAGUGGUUUUAUGAUAUUUAUAAAACAGGUUAUAAAAUGUAAUUAAAUUCUGCCAUCCCUUUGAUUUGUUAGUUCUGAUGAGCAUUUCAAAAAACUGCAUUAUAUUUGAACAGUGUAGUUUGAAAACAUUUUUUUUACACAACUUUGGUAAACAACCAGUAAGCACUUCAGUAAUAAGUUGGAUCACACCAUACAAAGGUUGUUUGUAUUUGGUAGAAUCAAAGUGUGAGACUUUGUAAUUUAGUGUCAUAGAACAACCAUGAGAAUGACAUGUGAAAUAUAAGCAGUGAGUGAGAAGGCAUGAGGGAAAAUGAAACACACCAGUGAGUCCUAAGGUGUGGCAGCUUAAAGCUAGUUGGGACCAUAUCCUGCAAUUCCUAUUGACUUGGUCAUUUUUUGGUGACACUACCACAAAUAACAAAGUAUUUUUUUUUCAGUAAUUGCUGUCCUUAUUCAAGGAUUAUAUAUCCUCCUUUGUUUUACAGGCCAAAAUGAAUUUUUGAAAUGGCUAGCUGAGAUUAGAAUGAUAAAUUUGAGGAACAGAACAAAUCAAAAUAGGUCUCAAAAAAAUGGAACCUAUGACUUUGACCUAGUUGUCUCAGGCUUUCACUGAAUGAAAUGAGGCAGAUUAUAAACUGUACACUGUUUAGUGGAGGCAUUUGUAUUCUGCUCACAAUCUGAGUUUUAAAUUGUUAACAGAGAUUAUUUUAUGUGGUGUUCAAAUAUACACUAAAAUGAACCCAAGUGUAAUAUACACUUUAAAAUUGUUAAUCAGAUUAAAAAACCCCUUUAUUAGGGGACAUGUAGGAUAUAUGCAAAAAUAAGUAGAAUAGCAUAAAUAAAGCAUAAAGUGAACCAUGUAGAGAACACUUCAUGUACCUACUCCCCAUUUUCAACAAUUUACAGCCAAUUCACGCCAUAUCUUGUUUCAUCUAUUCCUCCUUCCCCUCCUCCCCUUUUUUCGAUCCAUAUUAUUUUGACGCAAAUCAUAUAAUUUUAUCCAUGAAUAUUUCAGUAUGUGACUCUGAUAGAUAAAGACUAUUCCCAAUAUUAAACAGUUUAAAAUGGCUUUUUUAUAUGGUAGAAGUGUAAAACAUGAGAAUGAUACUUGGGAAUGCAAGCUGGUGCAGCCACUCUGGAAAACAGUAUGGAGGUUCCUCCAAAAACUAAAAUAGAACUACCCUACGACCCAGCAAUUGCACUACUAGGUAUUUAUCCAAGGCAUACAGGUGUGCUGUUUCACAGGGACACAUGCACCCCAACGUUUAUAGCAGCACUAUCAACAAUAGCCAAAGUAUGGAAAGGAAAGAGCCCAAAUGGCCAUCAAUGGAUGAAUGGAUAAAGAAGAUGUGAUACACACACACACACACACACACACACACACACACACACACACCGGAGUAUUACUUGACAAUCAAAAUGAAUGAAAUCUUGCCAUUUGCAACUACGUGGAUGGAACUGGAGGAUAUUAUGCUAAGUGAAAUUAGUCAGAGAAAGACAAAAAUUAUAUGACUUUGCUCAUAUGAGGACUUUAAGAGACAAAACAGAUGAAUGUAAGGGAGGGAAACAAAAAUAAUAUAAAAACCGGGAGGGGGACAAAACAGAAGAGACUCAUAAAUAUAGAGAACAAACUGAGGGUUACGGGAGGGGUUGUGGAAGGGGGGGAUGGGCUAAAUGGGUAAGGGCAUUAAGGAAUAUACUCCUGAAAUCGUUUCACUAUAUGCUAACUAAUUUGGAUGUAAAUUUUAAAAAAUAAAAAAUAAAAUAAAAAAAACCCAUGAGAAUGAUACUUAGCAUCAAGCUUAUUAAAUUUCACGUCCACAUGUUUUUCACACAUCUAUGUCCAAGCUUAUUUUCUGCAAACCACCACUUUUGCUGCUUAAUGUUUGGUGGUCGUUGUAUAGAUGUAAUUUAGUUAAAAUGUUAAAACAGCUUUGAAUUUUUUUCCUUUCAUUGGUGACUUUUUUUCCAGAUGGAAAUUUUUGUCUCCGCUGAGUAGUUGAUCUUGUUUUACAUGGAAAUAUUAUCUCUGAGGAUGGUUCUACAUGACCUCUGAUGACUCCCCAUCAGUGCUCUUCUGUCUUGAAACCACCCCCGUGUAUUUGAGAGCAGCUGGAAAGAAGAUAAAAAUCCCUAAAUUUAAGGAUCCUUCUAACCAAAAAUGCGGCGGAAGAAAGAAAACCGUGUCUUUCAGCAGCAUGCCGUCAGAAAAGAAAAUCAGCAGUGCGAGCGACUGCAUCAGCUUCAUGCAAGCUGGCUGCGAACUGAAGAAGGUCCGGCCAAAUUCUCGUAUUUACAACCGUUUUUUCACUCUGGACACAGACCUCCAAGCUCUUCGCUGGGAACCUUCCAAGAAAGACCUAGAGAAAGCUAAGCUAGACAUUUCUGCCAUAAAAGAAAUCAGACUGGGGAAGAACACAGAAACAUUUAGAAACAAUGGCCUUGCUGACCAGAUUUGUGAGGACUGUGCCUUUUCCAUACUCCACGGGGAAAACUACGAGUCUCUGGACCUCGUUGCCAAUUCGGCGGAUGUAGCGAACAUCUGGGUUUCAGGUUUGCGGUACCUGGUUUCUCGAAGUAAGCAGCCCCUUGACUUUAUAGAGGGCAACCGGAACACGCCGAGGUUCAUGUGGUUGAAAACAGUGUUCGAAGCAGCAGAUGUUGACGGCAAUGGGAUUAUGCUGGAAGACACCUCUGUAGAGUUGAUAAAACAACUCAACCCUACCCUGAAGGAAUCCAAGAUCAGGCUAAAGUUUAAAGAAAUCCAGAAGAGCAAAGAAAAACUAACCACACGAGUGACAGAAGAGGAAUUUUGUGAGGCUUUUUGUGAACUUUGCACCAGGCCGGAAGUGUAUUUCUUACUGGUACAGAUAUCUAAAAAUAAAGAAUAUUUGGAUGCUAAUGAUCUCAUGCUCUUUUUAGAAGCUGAACAAGGAGUUGCCCAUAUUACCGAGGAUAUGUGCUUAGACAUUAUUCGAAGAUAUGAACUUUCUGAAGAUGGCCGUCAGAAAGGGUUUCUUGCAAUUGAUGGCUUUACCCAGUAUCUGUUGUCACCAGAAUGUGACAUUUUUGAUCCUGAGCAAAAAAAGGUUGCUCAAGAUAUGACCCAGCCAUUAUCUCACUACUACAUCAAUGCUUCUCACAACACCUAUCUCAUAGAAGACCAGUUUAGGGGGCCUGCUGAUAUUAAUGGGUAUGUUAGAGCUUUGAAAAUGGGCUGUCGAAGCAUUGAACUCGAUGUAAGUGAUGGUUCGGACAAUGAACCCAUCCUUUGUAAUCGAAAUAAUGUGACAACACACCUUUCCUUUCGAAGUGUCAUAGAGGUGAUAAACAAAUUUGCCUUCGUUGCUUCUGAAUACCCACUCAUUCUUUGCUUGGGAAAUCACUGCUCCCUACCCCAGCAGAAGGUAAUGGUUCAACAAAUGAAAAAGGUCUUUGGCAAUAAGCUCUAUACUGAGGCACCUUUGCCAUCAGAAACCUACCUCCCAUCACCAGAAAAAUUAAAAAGAAUGAUUAUCGUCAAAGGAAAGAAAUUGCCUUCUGACGCAGAUGUUUUAGAAGGAGAGGUCACAGAUGAAGACGAGGAAGCGGAAAUGUCUCGAAGGCUGUCAGUAGAUUACAAUGGUGAGCAGAAGCAGAUCUGGCUGUGUAGGGAGCUCUCUGAUUUGGUCUCUAUCUGUAAAUCUGUUCAAUAUAGGGAUUUUGAACUGUCCAUGAAAAGUCAAAACUACUGGGAAAUGUGUUCAUUUAGUGAAACAGAGGCCAGCCGAAUUGCAAAUGAAUACCCAGAGGAUUUUGUAAAUUAUAAUAAGAAGUUCUUAUCAAGAAUCUAUCCAAGUGCCAUGAGGAUCGAUUCCAGUAACUUGAAUCCACAGGACUUUUGGAAUUGUGGCUGUCAGAUUGUGGCAAUGAAUUUUCAGACUCCCGGUCCAAUGAUGGAUCUUCACACAGGCUGGUUUCUUCAAAACGGAGGAUGUGGUUAUGUUCUAAGGCCAUCCAUCAUGCGAGAUGAAGUUUCUUACUUCAGUGCAAACACAAAGGGCAUCGUACCUGGGGUGUCUCCUCUAGCUCUUCAUAUCAAGAUCAUCAGUGGUCAGAAUUUUCCAAAGCCCAAGGGAGCUUGUGCCAAAGGAGAUGUCAUAGAUCCUUAUGUUUGUAUAGAGAUACAUGGAAUUCCAGCAGACUGUUCAGAACAAAGAACUAAAACUGUACAGCAAAACAGUGAUAACCCUAUUUUUGAUGAAACUUUUGAGUUUCAAGUAAACCUACCUGAGCUGGCCAUGAUCCGUUUUGUCGUUCUAGAUGAUGACUACAUUGGGGAUGAGUUUAUAGGACAAUAUACAAUACCAUUUGAAUGUUUGCAGCCUGGAUAUCGGCAUGUUCCCCUGCGCUCUUUUGUGGGUGACAUCAUGGAGCAUGUAACCCUUUUUGUCCACAUAGCAAUAACUAAUCGAAGUGGAGGAGGAAAGCCACAGAAGCGCAGCCUGUCAGUGAGAAUGGGGAAGAAAGUUCGAGAAUAUACCAUGCUCAGGAAUAUUGGUCUUAAGACCAUAGAUGACAUCUUUAAAAUAGCAGUUCAUCCUUUACGAGAAGCCAUAGAUAUGAGAGAAAAUAUGCAGAAUGCCAUAGUGUCUAUUAAGGAGUUGUGUGGACUUCCUCCGAUUGCCAGUCUGAAGCAGUGUCUGUUGACCUUGUCCUCUCGGCUCAUCACCAGUGACAAUACUCCCUCAGUCUCUCUUGUGAUGAAAGACAACUUUCCUUAUCUGGAGCCUCUGGGGGCAAUUCCAGAUGUGCAGAAAAAAAUGUUGGCUGCCUAUGAUCUGAUGAUUCAAGAGAGCCGGUUUCUCAUAGAAAUGGCAGAUACAGUCCAGGAAAAGAUUGUGCAGUGUCAGAAAGCAGGGAUGGAAUUUCACGAGGAACUUCAUAAUCUAGGGGCGAAAGAAGGCUUGAAAGGAAGAAAACUCAACAAGGCGACUGAGAGUUUUGCCUGGAACAUUACAGUAUUGAAGGGCCAAGGAGAUCUGUUGAAGAAUGCCAAGAAUGAAGCUGUAGAAAACAUGAAGCAGAUCCAGCUGGCGUGCUUGUCUUGUGGACUUAGUAAGGCACCUAGCAGUUGUGCCGAGGCCAAGAGCAAACGCAGCCUGGAAGCCAUAGAGGAGAAGGAAAGUGGCGAGGAGAACGGGAAGCUGUGACCCUGAGCAGUACCGACACACUCACUCAUCCUUCCUCUUGAGGACUCUGGUUUUUCUUUCUGGUUUUCUUUCUGUAAGCUUUAUAGAAAUUCACAAAAAGGUACCCUCUAUAGGGUGUUGGACAUAGACAGAUAUUUUCACAAUGUCAGUAUUUUAAUGUAGUUAAUUUAUCUAAGUUAAAAGCUUUAGUAGCAGUGUUUAAAAUUCUGAGAUGAGUGUACAUACCCAUGUGUGGAUGUGAGUGGGAGUGUGUGUGUGUGUGUGUGUGUAUGUGUGCGUGUGUGUGUAUGUGUGUGUGUGUGUGUAUGAGAGAGAGAGAGAAAGAGAAAGAGAGAGACAGAAAGUGAAGUGAGAGAGAAAAAGAGAGGGAGAGAGAUUGAGAUCCUGUGAAAAUCUAUUCUAUGUUGCAUUAUUCAUUUAGUAAGUUAUUAUGUUAUCAUUUUGGGACAAAUUUGUUAAUCUGAAAUUCUAAAGAGCACUUACUAUAACCUGUUGCUGUGUUUAAUUUUACUUCUCUACCUUCUUCAUUUAAUUUAGAGAUCUUAACAUAGGUUAUUAUCAAAGGAAGCCAAAUUUACCAGUGCAUAGAUGUUUUGAUAGACUAAAUAUAGAUUAGAAAAAUUCCUAAGAAUCACAGUAGAAAUAAAAGUGAGUGAAAGAUUAAAAAAUGAUCAGAAUUUCUAAGAGAAUCAGCAAAAUCAUUUCUUCACUUAGAAACUCUUUAAACUAUUUAUUAAAAAAAAUCAAAUUUUAGAAAGUUUUUUUGUGGUUGUAUAUUAAACAUGUAUGAUUUCAGUGGAAAAGCUGAUAAGUGAAUUUAUACCCACCUACAUGGAACUCUGAAACACAGUGAGAGCUCUGUUGUAAUUAGGACUUUGAUGUGACCUUAUUUUCAGUUAUGAAAUGUCAAGGUUGAGAUCUUUAGGAAGGCCUCAUUCUUCCAGACUGGGAGUCUAGCAUUCAUCUAUAACAGACAUGAGCAGUAGGAGGUCUUGGCUUUUAUUAAAUAUAAUUUAUUGUACUAAAUUUAAAUUUAAAGACAUUGUUCAACCACAUCAUCAUGUUGAAUUGACAUAAAUUCCGUGGGUCAGAUAACAUCUUUGUGAUGAUUUAAGAGCUAACUUAUUACAAAAUAUGAUAUAAUUUUAAUACAUGAACAAAAAUAUACAUACAAAAGAAGCAAACUAAUUAGGGUACAUUUAUAAUUGCAUCCAGAUAAUUUUUACCCUUAUAUCUUCAUAAAGAACUUGAGUGUAAUAUGUUUGUUACUUCCACCAGAACUAAAUGUUCUAUGGUUAUGAAAAUAUAUUUAUUUAAAACAUUGCUUUUAUUUUGAAAAGCUUCUUAAUUAAUUUGAUUAACAAAUACGCAAGUUUGGGGGAAACUAGGGAAGAUAAUUGUUAAAAUUUUUGCAAUUAUAAGCAUCUUCUAUAGCUACUGUGUUAAGUUUUUUUCUGACUUCUUAACACUAUUAUGUUCAUGUUGCACAUUACUGAAAGUAAAGAUAUGAAACAACA